AUGGCCGCCAAGAUCAGCUCCAGCCCGGCCGUGACCACGCUCCCUCAGUUCUCCGGCCUCAAAUCGUCCAAGCCAUCUGUGGUGAGCUCCUUGUCCGAUCCUUUCGCCGGCGAACUCUUAGAUCCAGAUCUGGUGCGUAUUUUAAUCCCUUGCGCUGUGCAGGCGAUGCUGCCGGCGGUGAGGCGCCGCGGAAAUGGUGCCCUAGGAGCUCGCUGCGACUUCAUCGGUUCAUCGACCAACAUCGUAAGCCUCAGAUCUGCGGAAAUAUUGCCCUAAUCAAAGAGGAUCACUGAUUUUUCUUGUUUGCCCUAUUUGUUCAGAUAAUGGUGACCACCACGAGCCUGAUGCUGUUCGCCGGACGCUUCGGACUGGCUCCAUCUGCCAACCGGAAGGCCACCGCCGGGCUGAAGCUGGAGGUGAGGGACUCCGGCCUUCAGACCGGCGACCCCGCCGGCUUCACCCUGGCCGACACCCUGGCCUGCGGAACCGUCGGCCACAUCUUGGGCGUCGGGAUUGUUCUCGGUCUCAAGAACAUUGGUGCAUUGUAA
Messenger RNA from Spirodela intermedia, 548 nucleotides. The record is from the annotation of a GenBank genome assembly. NCBI's taxonomy places the organism in Eukaryota, Viridiplantae, Streptophyta, Magnoliopsida, Alismatales, Araceae.